This is a messenger RNA of Aphanomyces astaci, 5544 nucleotides long. RefSeq lists its product as hypothetical. Lineage: Eukaryota; Oomycota; Saprolegniomycetes; Saprolegniales; Verrucalvaceae. Gene Ontology annotation, cellular component: ubiquitin ligase complex; cytoplasm. The transcript is spliced from 4 exons. Gene Ontology annotation, biological process: protein ubiquitination; ubiquitin-dependent protein catabolic process via the N-end rule pathway. Bases 31 to 5403 code for a protein of 1790 amino acids. The record is from RefSeq and is a predicted model, not a curated record. Gene Ontology annotation, molecular function: zinc ion binding; ubiquitin protein ligase activity.
UUCACAUUCGCGAAUUGAACGGUACAUACUAUGGCGUCGUGGACAUCUCCUGCUGCGCUCGGCCUGACCGUGGAGCGGACGCUUCGAGAUGCAUCUUCUUCAGGAGACUUGCUGCCUGAAGGAUGGAUCUUACAACUGAUAGAGGAAGGGCAUUCUUGGGAUCGCCUCCCGGCAUUCAUCGACGCCAUGCUGCAGGCCGGCAUGCGCGUCGCCACAAGCAACACAUUCGCAACCUUGCCGACAGUGGACGCGUACCUGCGGGAUCUGCACGCACAGCACGAUCGAGCGGGGACAUCCUCCCGGGGCGGAGUCUGUGGGUACAUGUUCAAGAACAAUGAUAUUGCGUGGAAUUGCCGCACUUGCCAAAUGGACGACACGUGUGUGCAGUGUCAACCGUGUUUUCAAAACUCAGACCACACUGGACACGAAGUAUUCUUCCACCGAACAUCUCCAGGAGGCAUGUGCGAUUGCGGCGACGUGGAGGCGUGGAAACCCGAAGGAUUCUGUAAAGAUCAUACGGGGACGUCCCCCGCGUCGGCCUCCAACGAGUUGCUUCUGCCGCCUGCCUUCGACCGCGUGGUGCAGUGCAUUCUCCACGACUUUGUCGGGUUCAUGACAAAUGUCGCGCAGCGCUCGAUCAACUCGUUCGACGACUUCAAAGUGGCCGAGAAAGGCGAAGCCAUGAAGCGCGCGCACACGGCCAAGUUGGCGGACAAAUCUCAACCGGCGACCACCACGAACCCGGCCAUCUUUCACACCCGCAUCUCCAACGACGACGUGCACACGGACGACGAGCUGGUCCGAUGUCUGGUCGGCAAAGGGUUCUCGGAAGGGUUUGCGGCCGAAUUCACCCAUGCGGUGGACAAGCGCGGGUGCGGCAUGCUCAAGUCGGAUGUGACGCUGGCGGAAGCGUUGAACUGGAUGCGUCAGAUGAAAGAACACGGCAACUGGUUUGCGUCUGUCGUGGACAACACACACUUGGCGCACGAAUGUGCAUGGGAGACGCUGUUUGCAUGUCUGGCGCCGCUGCUCGCCGCGUCGUCGGCGAUCCAAUCCGUCUUGUUUGAGCACUUGUUUGCCCCGUAUCGUGCUAGUACUACUAGUGUGUACGAGAUUCCGGCCCACAAGGUCCCGCUGGCCAUAUUGCUCCAGGCGACGCCAUUCCUCAAGAAAGAACUGGUCAAGGGUAUGAAGCAAGUGUACUUGGCGCUCAUGGGGUCGAAACACCAGAAAACGCGGUUUGCAUCGCUCUACGUGACUGCAUUUCCGCGGCUGAUGAUGCAAUACUGCGGUGGCAUGGGCACAGAGCGGGAAAAUGUGUUUGGGCUGAGUGUGCAGCUGUUUACCACGCCGUCGAUCGUGCACGAGCUCGAGACGCGCGUCGGGUUGUGGGAGGUGGUGCUCUCGACGCUCCAAGAUGCGCUGAGCCUGGCCAAAGUGCCGCUGCCUCCUCCCGCCACCACGCCGCCAUCGACGGACGUAUUUACGUAUGAUGUCAAGCACAUGGCAAUCAAGUAUCGGCGGUACUUUCCACUGCUGCAGGAUAUCAACCACCUGCUCAUGCUGCCGACGAUGACGACGACGUUUGCAUCCACGCACGCAAGUCUAUUCCUCUCCGUCUUGGCCGAUGCGUCGCACAUGAACAUGCAGACGCGGGUGCCCGAGUGGCGGCCCCAUGUCGAGCGCGAGGACAACGCCGCGUGGAUCUCCGCCUUCACCCUCGCCAUGCACCUCGACAGUUUGGUCCUUCCCAACGUGUACAAGUCACUGCGGAUGUCAGGUUCAGGCCAUGUGACGGGUGUGUUAUGGGAGUUGUUUGGUGCGUUCUCGGCGGCGUGGCGCGCGUUCAGCGGCACCGCGCGCCUCUCGUUCAAGCCCCACGCGGGGCUGGGGGCGCCGAUCGUCGCCUACUCGGUGGCGUCACAGCCCGUCUCAUUCCACUACCCUCUCCAUCAAGCGUGGGGUCGUUUUGUGCUGGAAAUGCUUCAGCGCAACUUGUUUCCAGAGCUCAAAGCGCGGGUUACAGCCGACAAUUUAGUCGAUACGUUGAUGGAGUUUCCAUUGAGAUGUCUGGUCUGGUCGUCCCAGAUUGCAUCCAACAUGUGGGUACGCAACGGCAAGGACAUGAUGGUGCGCCAGGUCACGAGCUACUACAGCCUCAGCUCCAACCAUUCAUUCCGGGACCUCGACUUGGUCACGGUGCAAACCUGCCUCGCGCUGUGCGGCGCCAAGAAGCUCCUCGCCGUCUACCUCGACCGGUACGACCUGGUGCCGUUCCUCACGGGCCAAACCGCCGACACAUGGCUGCACAAAGUCUCGACGGAAAAGCGAGCCAUGUACGUGUCCGAGUGCCUGCUCAAGCUCAUUUGGAUCGCGACGGAACUGCCGCCCGUGCCGACGCAGUCUAUCGCGGCGUACCUCCGGCGCGACGUGCUGCACAUGAUCUUGAUCAAGCCGCACGUGUUUUCCCACUUACGAGACCAAACCAACCCCGUGUACUGCAACCCGGGACUAGAGCUGACGUCGGACGACGCCAAGAACCGAGAACUCAUGGCCCUGCUCACGGAAAUCGCCGACAUCCAACCAGGAUCGAACCAAGACAUGGCGCCCGCCAAGUUUACGCUCAAGCCGCAGUUCUACCACGAGUACGACCCCGCCUACUUUCACGUGUCCCCCGUCCACCACGUCGAGGCCCAAGUUGCCCGACAAGACGUCGUGUUCAAGACGUGGAAACCCGAUAGGGACGCCGCGAUCCCGAUCGUCGACCAGCUGCCGCCGGGCCAUCCGGACCUGGUCGUGUGCCGCUCUAUCCUCAUGGAACCCGAUGUGUUUGGCCUGAUCCGGCUGUGCCUAACCGAUCCGCGGCUACAGACGGACGAAAACGUAUUUGCACGCGUAUUGCACAUCUUGACGGUGCAGUUGUACAUGGUGCAAGAAGAGGUGGAGGACACAUGGGCGACUGUGGUGCGGGAGCAGAUCAGCCGAGCCGGCGACGGCAGCGACAUUGACGAUGAUGGAGGAGCGAAGCGUCAGAAGACGCAAGAAGCGGCUUCGGGGUAUGUACCAAGGCCCAUGACAAUCCAUACUAGCAGCAUCCUUGCGUGUCUGGCCAAUCGAGUGGACCGGUACAAGUCAGACGAAUCGACGCAAAAGCCGCUGUGGUCUGCGACACUGUUUGUGCUCAAGGGGUACUUGCAGAUGGAGCGAGCUCACAUGACGGGCGUGGUGGCGACGUACCUGACAACACAUGUGUUUCCACCGCGCGACGAGUCGGCCACGACGCCCGCCACCACGACGUUGGACGCGACCGCGAGAAUUGCGCUGCAAAAGAAGCGGCAGCACGAAGCCAUGGCCAAGAUGAUGGCGCGGCAAUCCAACUUUGCCGCUCAAUUGGAUGAAGACGACAUGGACGACAUGGACGACGCGACCAACGCGGAUGGCCUGGUCCCGCCGCCGGAAUGCAACAUUUGCGCGCAUGUCAAGAAGGACGACGACGACCCGAUCGUGUAUGUGGCGCUCCUGCAAGAAUCCACCCUUCGUGGCAGGUCGGUGGGUCGAACAGUCAACCGGCUGCAGUGGGAGUCACUUCAUGUCCAGCUGUGCCGCCACGCCGUGCAUCUAUCUUGCAUGAACAAGUACUCCUCGACGGUGCGGCGCGAGGCGUCGGUGAGUGCGCAGGCGCAGAUCGCGUUUGAGCCCCAGGCAGGGGAGUUCCUGUGUCCGCUGUGCAAGUCGCUCUGCAACACGUGCGUGCCGUACGUGCCGUCGCCGCCGACGCUGGCGGCCGGCAUGGAGCGGUACUUCCACCACGCAAACGACAUGGACGAGAUCACGACUUGGCUCACGCACGCGCUGCCUGAGCACAUGCACACGUACUUUUCUGUCGAUGGGUCCGUGCCAGCGGAAGGCAGUCGCAAGAUGCCCGCGGCGAUUGAAAUGUUUCUCGGGGUUGCGGGGGUGCUAAAGCCACCGUCGCUGCUCCACGGCGUCGUGCGCGGAUGGCUUGACCAGGUCACCAUGUUGCUUCGCACAGCGUCCAACAUGUUCCACCUUGGCCACCUCCACGGCAUGUCGGCGGCGUUUUGCCAUCUGGACCUGACCUCGGACCUCAACAGCCCCCUGCCCCCUCUCUCCACUCGUCUCGCCUCCGCCUUCCCGCCCGACAUCGACGCCCUCGUCGAUCCGUUUACCGCCCAGGACGACUCCAAGCUCCACGCGGUUACCAUGAUGCUGUCGCAUGUGCGCGAUGUGUUCCCUAUCUAUGCGUCGUCCAACCACGACGGGCACGGCGUGGACGUGCUCUUCCGGACUGACACGACGCCGGCGACCCGCGAUGCGUACUUUUUGCACAUGCCGCUGCUCGAGCAGGACCUGUUCACGCUGCUGCUGCUCGUGAUCAGCGGGUUACAGGACACCUCCGACAUGCUGUGGGCCAUCCGCACGUUUUGCUCGCUGCACCUCGUCCAAGUCAUCUUGCAAUGCAUGCGACCAUUGGACAUACCACAUGACAUCGCGGCCAUCGAUGAGGACGCGGCAGUGCCAGAAACGUCCCCGUACGCCGCUCUCCGCGCGUAUUUGGUGGCCUUGUCGGCAGGACACGUGUCGACGAGUCCGGCGGCCCCAUCAGGGGCGUUGCUGCACUACCUCGUGGAAGCCAACUACACGGAAUUCCUGCGCAAAGCCACGUUGCUGGCCCGCGCGCUUUUCCGCGGGUGGACCAACACGGACGCCGCGGCGCAGUACCUCAACUUUGUCUCCAACUUGCACAUGACCACCGACCUGUCGCAGCUGUGCACGCAGCUGGGGGUGCCGUCGCCGUCGUCUCUGUUGACCGAACAGUCGUGGUGGAGUGGGCCCAUUGCCCACUACAUACCCCAAGUCGACAUGGACAAGUUGCCACCGCUGAGCUUUCUCGUGAAACGAAAUGCCGUCUGGGCCGCCCAUGUGCCCGUGGUUGCCCUUGCGCCGCUCUACACUGACCUGUACACGUCCACGGCGGCGUCGGCUGUGUGCCCGACCACCGGCCUCGUCCAAGAAGCCCCCGCCAUCUGCCUCGUAUGCGGCGCGGUCGUGUGCGGCGGGUCCGACUGCUGCAAGCCCAAUCUCCGCGGCGCGUGCUCCCAGCACGUUGUCGCAUGCAAUAUGGGACACGGGGCGUUCUUCUUGACCAAACAGUGUCAGAUGCUGCUCGUGAGCUCGGGCGGACGCGCGUCCUUCUUUGCGUCCCCGUACGUGGACGAGUUUGGCGAAGAGGAUCACCACGUCCGGCGCGGCCGGCCGCUGUUUCUCCGCCCCAAGCGCUACAUAGCGCUCAUGCACCUGGUGUGGUCCCAUGGUAUCGCCACUGAAGUAUCGAAAAACCGACGCACGUCCGAGCAGUACAUUCGCCCGUACUUUUACUAACAUGGUUGUACAUAUACAGUACUACUAGUAGUACCUAGUAUUCCGAUGUGUGUUCUACUACGGGUAACUUACUGUUGUAUGUUGUAGAGUAAUACUUCGAAGUAUGUAGUUAACCUAAUGUUAUGAUUAAAUUUGGACAGA